Pleuronectes platessa (European plaice) is the source of this 8654-nucleotide messenger RNA. RefSeq names its product zinc fingers and homeoboxes protein 1. The record is from RefSeq and is a predicted model, not a curated record. Gene Ontology annotation, biological process: regulation of transcription by RNA polymerase II. Lineage: Eukaryota; Metazoa; Chordata; Actinopteri; Pleuronectiformes; Pleuronectidae. Gene Ontology annotation, cellular component: nucleus. Gene Ontology annotation, molecular function: DNA binding; DNA-binding transcription factor activity, RNA polymerase II-specific. Bases 798 to 3551 code for a protein of 917 amino acids. The transcript has 8 exons.
UGGCACGCAGCCCAGGAUCAGCUCGGUGUCACUGCUACGGCGCCUUGUGAACCACACUUCAUGCCCAGGGUCUCUCUUAUACACAAACACAGUUACAUAUAUGUCAUAUUUUACGUGUUAUUGUGGUGAAAUCCUGCGUUUCUGAGCCAAAGUCUCCGAACUGAGCGAGCAGCGGGAGUCGCCGGGGAAUGACGUCAGGACGUAUCACAUUGAAUGAUGACGCCGUUUGAUCAUUAAAAAAAUCUGCCGUUAAAACAUAUCAGAAUUAGGUCAGCGGAGUAAAACUGCGCCGACCGACACGUCUCUUUACCGAGGUGCGUGUGGUGGUUUGGCCGGAACAAAGGCGCCGGCCCCGGUGUGAAUUCAGCUGCUCAGCCGGGGAGAAGACACGGAGAUGAGCGGUGUUCGAAGCCUCUGCAGACGGGAGCUGCUGUAGCCGCUGGACCGGUCCGUCUGUCCGCCUCCCUCCUCCGCCCCCGCCGCCGCUGGGUUCUUUGAAACCUGCGAGCCCGAAGAACGUGAGCGCGCCUGUUCGACCCGGCCACGGCGGGGCUGUGGAGGCUUAGCCCCGGGGACCGAGACGGGAGAGACGCCGACACACGGCAAAGACCAGGACCCAGGAAAUUAACUUCUCGCCUCGUCUAGACAGCCCGGCAGCAGCACCAUGCGCAUCCCACUAGUUCAAGAUAAACAAAUUCACGAGUCUAGCGUGUGAACACAACCACCAUGUGACCCUCAACACUUUAGCCACGGAUCUUCAUUACACUGAGAAGAAGUAAAUAGGCACUGGUUUCACGAUGUCGAGCCGGCGGAAAUCAACCACACCUUGCAUGGUGCUGUCCUCUAAUUUGGUGGAACAGGAAGAGGCGGAGGAGAAAACAGAGAGGACCAAGGAGGAAGAGGCGACGGAGGAGGAGGUGGAGGGGAAGGUGAAGAAGGGAGCAGAGGAUGGGCCGACUGCAGAGGAGCUGGGUCAGGCUGUCGUGGUCGUCCCCACGCCACCAGAUACUGAUGAGCCCAGUGUCUCUACUGUAGAGGAGAGUGAGGUACUUGAUCCCUCACUGAAACGCAGCGCUACAAACGCUCCAGAGGAUCCGAGCAGCGAUCAGCCGACAGAGGAGCAACAGUGUGAGACGCCCGAGGAGGGAGGAGCAGACCCCGUGUCCGUCGCUGCCAUUUCUGUCAGUAAGACACCCAUCAUGAGGUUGAAGACCAAGUCUGAACCCAAGAGGAUCGCUGUGUCCCUGAAAGCGGCAGACGAGGCAGUGGACGGCUUUGGGGGAGGUGGUGAAGGAGAGGUGGGGGGAGAGCAGGAGCCCAUUGAGGCUCCUCUGGGGCCGAUGACACCUGUGGAGAUGCUGCUGCAUGACUCCAUGAAGCUCGGUGGAAGUGGCUUGCUUGUCAGCCCGCCAUCAGAGCAGCAUAGGAAGUCAUCCAUUUUAAACCCUACAGUUCUGCCUCCUGGCCUGGCACAGGUGCUGUCAGCUUUCCAGGCCCAGCAGAGUGCAGUGGCAGCAGCUGCAGCUCAGCCUCAGCUGCUGAUUCCCCUCAGCAGCAUCCCAUCCUACAGCGCGGCCAUGGACACCAACCCUCUGCUGGGCAGCACGUACAAGAGGUUUCCUUACCCCUCGAUGGCCGAGAUCAGCAGCCUGGCAGCACAGACGCAGUUCACAGAGGAGCAGAUCAAGGUGUGGUUCUCAGCUCAGCGGUUGAAGCACGGUGUCAGCUGGACUCCCGAGGAGGUGGAGGAGGCCAGAAGGAAACAGUUUAACGGCACAGUGCACACGGUGCCUCAGACCAUCACUGUCAUACCCGCUCACCAGCUCUCAGCUGCUGCCAACGGCCUGCAGUCCAUUCUUCAGACCUGCCAGAUAGUGGGCCAGCCCGGCCUGGUGUUCACACAGGUCGGUCCAGGGGGCAACCUUCCUGUGACCAGUCCAAUUACGCUGACAGUAGCAGGACUGCCUAGUCAGUCCCGGAGCUCCAGCAGAGUGUCCUGCCAGCCCACCUCAAUGAACAAUGAGCUGAAACGAGCCACCACUGUCCAACCUCCCUCUCUUUCUCCACAGGAGAACUCGGCCCUCUGCGCUGACACAUUCAGUAUGAGGCCUAAGAAGUCCAAAGAGCAGCUGGCGGAGCUGAAAGCCAGCUACCUGAAAAACCACUUUGUCACUGAUGCAGAAAUCGCGAGGCUCAUGGAGAUCACCAGCUUGACCAAGGGAGAGAUCAAGAAGUGGUUCAGUGACACCCGGUACAACCAGCGCAACUCCAAGAACAGCAACGUCAUUGUUUUCCAAGAUGGAGGGGGUAGAGGAGGUGGCAGCUGUAGUAGCAGUGCCACCAUUGUUAUUGACUCCAGUGAUGAUAACCCCACUUCUCCCCUUCCUCCCUACACACCUCCUGUGAAGGAGACACGGCCCAAAACCUGGAACCCAUUCCCAGACUUUACUCUGCAGAAGUUUAAAGAGAAGACACCGGAGCAGCUGGUGGUGCUGGAGGAGAGCUUCGAGAAGAGCAUCAACCCAUUAGAUGAAGAGCUGAGCCGCCUGAGGACAGAGACGAAACUGACGAGGAGGGAGAUCGACGCGUGGUUCACUGAGAGACGAAAAAUGCCAUCUGUCAGUACCUCUCCAGAUUCUUCAGACGGAGGGCAGAUGGAGACGGAAGGAGCAAAAGCAGGAGAAAGAGGAGGAACCUCUUCUUCACCUUCCGCCACCUCGUCUCGUAGAGGCAGUCAAACGCCGCCUGGAGGUCGCAGUAGGAAUCUGCCCUCCACCAGCAGCGGCAAGAAAGACAUAAAAGAUAAGAGCAAAAAGACUCCAGAGCAGCUCCACAUUCUGAAAAGUGCCUUUGUGCGGACCCAGUGGCCCACACCAGAGGAGUACGGCCAGCUGGCAGAAGAGAGCGGCCUUCCUCGGUCUUACAUCGUCAGCUGGUUCGGUGACUCUCGCUACUCCUGGAAGAACGGAAACCUGAAAUGGUUCUUUCAGUACCAGAGUGGUAACGUAGAGGGAGCGAGCAUGGGAGGAGGAGGAACUAAAAUGGGAAACAACGGCGGCAGAAAAAGACGCGGCCGAAACCGUGGGUGGGGUCGUUCCCGAACCAGGAAGCAGCCAAGAAGGUCCGCCUCCUCCAGUGUAGAUACUGACAGAUCUCCCCCUGCGAAGAAAUUCAAGACUGGGAGGGAGAUCCUGAGGGAGUACUACCUGAAGCACCACUUCCUCAACGAGCAGGACCUGGAUGAGCUUGUCACCAAGACCAACAUGAGCUAUGAACAGGUGAGGGAGUGGUUUGCUGAGGUCCAGCGGCGCUUGGACGUAGGUGCAGAUCCCUUCCAGGAGCCGGCUGCCGAAAGGGCGGAGGGAGGAGAGGAGAGAGAGGAGGCGCAGGGAGAGGCGUCAGUGGCCCCCGAGGACCAGACCGGAACUGGGAUGGGAGAUGAAGAAGAUGAUGAAGAAGAUGAGGAGGAGGAUGCCGACGACACGGAUGACAGUGAGGUUUGGGAACCAUCGCGUAGCGUCAGGAAAUCCUUGUCAGUUUCUGAAGACUAAUGAUUGUGGAAAGUGAUGGUGAAACAUUACAGAAUGUUACAAGAGACGUGAUCAAUGCUGGAGGACAGUUAGCCGAACCAAGUCUUUUUUGCCACUGAUUUUCUUUUGUACACAUUAGCAACGUUGAUGAACUGUUUUUUCAAACUAUCUCUGAAUCAUGUCUAGAUGCGACUAACAGAUGGACCAUAACUUUAACUCUCUCAACACUUACCUUAUUAACUGUAGGUGAUGUGACACAUUGUAGACAAUAAUUGUGAAUACGAAUACCAUGAAGUGCAAUCUUCAAGCUGAGCUAAAGAUGAGAACUGAUGAAAAAGUUGCCCCAAAAGAUGGUAUAUCCAGGCACACCCAUACACCGUUCUUCAGAAACAGUUGAGGAAUACUGACUGUUGUAAAUUCAUUAUUUUUUGGAGGAACUGACAGCUCCAAUGUCCAGCAUGCUCCUAUUUAAAUUUGCACUCCUUCAUUGCUUAAAUGAAGCCAAUAAGGAAGAUUUUAUUUUUCACAUUUAUGCUGCAUUUCCCUAAGAAGUAGUGUGUGAUGCUGUUGUGAGCGCAGGACUAAAUUCUUACUUUGAUCCCAAGCAUUAUGAAUGAUUUACUUGUGGUCCCAAACUAACUGCACACUAUUUUAACAAAGGUGCUUAGAAACCUAUCACCAGAUGUCACUGCUGAGCAAUCUCCCUAAUAAUCCAGCAUUCAUCUCAUAGAGGAGCUGGUUGAUUUGACACAUUACGGCAUGUUCUUUAAAGCACCUGUGAAGAUCGACCAGGUUGUGUGAGCUGGAAAUAUUGGAUUGAUAAUGACAGUGUAAAUCAGGUAUGUCAUCUUUAAAUGACAGGAAAAGUACCUUAACGCUGAAUGAAUGCCAAUGCCAUGAUGCUUUUAAAUAACGCAGUAUGUCUGCGCCAGUCUUCCCUUAAAAGUGACUCAUUUGUCAUUAAUAUUAUCGCUAUAGAUUUUUAACGGAGCACCUACAGAUCUGAUGGAGGAAUUCCACAGUAUGGGUUAAAUAUGCACUGCUAUUAAUGUUUUUUAACAACACCUUCACCUUUUGAUAGAAUUCAUCCCGUGCUACUAUCAACGUUUGGAAAGAGGUUAUGUAAAUUCAGAUAGCACGAGGCUUUUGUGCCAGAACUGAAUGUGUGGAGCAGCGAGCUUCAGUUUGAAGCAGAGGCCCUGUUUGUUAACUGAAUGAUGAGGCAGACAUGUAGGUCCAAUGACAUAAAAACAAACAGAAGUAUCCCUGCUGCAGCAUUUCACUUAGAGUUUGCUUGUGGUGGGAUUCUGAUGGGAUUGACUGUGUUUUGUUUCCAAUGGGGGAUGCAUGUAAAUACAAGCACCAGCUGCAGCUCCAGUGUGAAUUGAAAGUAAAUCGAUCCGCAUGUUUUCCCCUGACAAGACUGCUAUCACCACCAAAUCACCGACUUUUUGCCUUUAGGUUUAGGCUCAUGUUAAAAAUGAGGCCUGAGAAUUAUUGUUAGUCCUGACCCGUACUUUAAGAAGCACUGUUUAACAGUAUUUUAAAUAAUAAUCGGACUCCAAUCUGCACUGAACAGAAGAACAUGAAGCACCUAAACUAAACUUUUUAAAAGUUGCACUUUGUCCGCUUGUGUUCCCAGUGGACUAAAUCCUGAUUAGGCACCUUAAUCUCUUAUUUAACCAUGAAAUGGCUCUGAGAGACCAAAUCUCUUUUGUAUGAUGUAGAACUGAACCAGUAUUUUGCCUUUUUUAUCCUUAGUGUGUUUUCAAGGGGAGGAAUAUUAUCAAUGUAUCAACUUUUAUAAUAAUAUGUGUUAUUUCCUAUUUCGAUGUUCAUAUGGCUCAAAAGAAAAUAGUAGAACAAUCACCUACCACUUUGUUUUGCUAAAUUGCACAAUUUGAGCCCAGUUUUUAACCAUCUGUCCUUUUGAAAAGGCGCGUGUGUUACAUCUGUUUGUGUUGUUGGCUUUAAAUUAUGGGAAUUGUCUCCUAUCUCUCCUUCUCUGCUCUCAAUUGCCCCUGCCGCUUCAACAACUUUCAUCCAGGCCACUUUUGUAAAAUAAAUGCCUAGUUUUCAUGUGCACUUCCUGAAACAUGUUCCUGUAAAUGUUGGCAGUGUCCUGUUGGUUCCCUGUCUCUGAAAUGACAGGGCUGUUAGGGACGACUCCACAAGAACUGAAACCAAUCAGAAAAUUCAAAAAGGACUUUUCUUGGGGAAAUAAAUUUCUCUCAUGGAGGGAAUCGUGAUAUCUGAAGGAACAGCACAGCAUUCCCUCUGUGGUGGGAAGUCUACCAAAUAGCGCUCCGCUUUCCAGCUGUUUUCUUUGUGCUGUACUGCAUCAAGAGGACAAUAGACAGAAAACUGUCUCGACUACAGUUGUUCACACACGGGGGAGAGACUCUGAUGAAGCUUUGCAGAUAAACCUAUGUGCCUACAUGGCUCGUAUACUUGUUUGAACACAAUUUCACCAACACUCGACAAAAGAUGACAAAAGAACUAGUGAAUUUGUGAACCAGUGAGUCUUGUUCAAACGAAGGUGUGAUGCAUGACCGAGCUCUGCUUCCUGCUGAUGCUAAAAGAUGCCUAAAUACUCUGAAGUUGACAUUGGAAACUUCUGUUUUAAGUCCUUAAACAAAUAACCUUGGUGUUUUGAAUUUUGUUCUGUUUUAAUAAGCACUUGUCACAUACUACAUGUUGGUACCCGAGUGUCGCAGCUGAAGGAGAGCUGAAACUGCUUUGUUGUGAUGUGACAAGCGCAAAUAACAAGUAACAGAUUCAAAAUGCCGAGCUCAACCUAUUGUCUAAUACUGCAUGCAAUAACUAAGAUGAACAACUGCUCAUUUUGUACAUACAUUAUUUUGGGUUGGUAUACUUGGCACAGUAGAAGCCUAACCUAAGAUAACACUUUUGUGUAGCUUUUAAGACUAGUUAAUUUUGAAUGAUUAAGUUGACUAGUACAAUCAUGGACCUGUUUUUUUCUCUCGAUCAACUACUCUAGAAUGUUUACUUUCAGUGCUUUGCUUGUGAUUUUGUAGUCUCAACAAUUGAGGUGAUUCUUUGGCAGCCAUUUGCAACCGUUUGAAUCCUUGUACUUUGUGUGCUAAUGUUGUACACAUGCUACAAAAGGGCUUGUCCCAGAUUAACUUUUAUUUCUGAGGUUAGGCUUACUUCUGUAUCCAGGUAUCCAGCCCACAGUCUUUUACAGUGUGCUCUUUCUUUACUAUUAUUUUGUAUCUAAAGAAACUGUGUCAUUACAACUCUGUCCAGACACCAGUGGAUUGCUUGUUAACAAUACUGACUCAUACAAUACAUACAGCAGAGUAGUGUUUUUGAAAUAGAAUCUGUUUUAGAGUUCAACCAGUGUUUUGCCCGAGUGGCUUUUUGACACUUUGGUUGCAAAAAAUAUAAAAUCACAACUCAAAGAAGAGACAUGCUCCUGCAAAGAUUGCAUUUUUGUAACACAUGGGAGGUUUUUUAUUUGCUUGAUAAUAUGUAAAAAUCUUAUUUAAAAUGUUGAGCAACACUUUAACUUGGUUUGAGAGGCACUCCAUUAAUAUUGAACAUAAAGUCCUUUUGAAUGUAGUCUUUUGUUGCUCUGGAGGGAAACAUUUAAAACAACCCUGACAUAUUGAUGUCAUUGGGGUCAUCUCAGAUUUGUCUUGAAACCAGAGUAAGUCUAAUGAAAGACUUGCUGCUGCCUUAUGGGAAAUGUAGGAUUCCAUUGAUUUUGGACCUUGUUGCAUCUCAGUGUCUGCUGCCCAGUUUUGAACCAUUAUUUUUUUUAACCAGUGUCUCUCAAGUAGCCUAUAAUGACUAAGUGUUUUGUAAUAAUACUUUAACAUGAUGACAGUUAUCCCGAUAUGAGGUUAAUGAGAAAGGUAUUGUAAUAGUAUUACAUGAGGAAAUUAGGUUUUCAAAUAUUUCUCUCAGUUCCGUUGACGUGUCUCUUCUCUGAGUUGUGAUUUUAUAUCCGUCUCUCUUCAUGUGUCCCAGUAUUCCUGUGCAGUAGAGCUUAUAUUGUGAUCUGAGUAGUUAACCUGCUGUCCUAUUAUACUCAUGUGUCAUAUCUGUAUGCUUCGCUAUACUUCUGCUUAGUCCUCACUCGUUUUCUGUAUUUAGAGUAGAUUGGUUGAAUGUUUCUUAUGCAAUCAGAGAUUCAAAUGUUUUCACUAUAUAACAGCUAGCUUUUUGGUUAAAAAAAAUGCAUUCUGUCAGAAUUGUAAUACACUGUACGUAUGAAUAUUUUUUUUUUUUAUUCAAUUAAUUGUGGACUUUCCACCGUCUCUUUUUUUUAUCUAAGUUUAUCUGCUGACAGUUUUUACCCCAAUUUAUUUGCUUCUAAUGGGCUUGAGUUGCUUUGAACUUGUAAACUUUUCUCUUUGUUCCUGCUUCAAUACAGUGUACAUCUCCAGACCUGUUCAGAGAGUGAUGACAGUGAUCUCUCCGCUCCUGUAUUAAGUAACAGUUGUUUCCAUAGACACAGAUACUGUAGGAAGAACCCAAAGGUCUAACUCCAUGCUCUGCUUUAAUAAAUGGGUGUGUGUUAAUAUAAAGACAACUGAUAUUUAUUGUGCCAUUUUCAAGUGAUGUCACCCCUGAUAUUAAGUCCUUUUUUACCAGGUUUUCUAAAUAAGCUGUAGUUUGGGUCGUGUAAAAUCCCACCAUGAACUGGUUCGUCUUAAACAGUACACCUGAUGGAUGACUGGAAGAGGAGAUUCUGGGAUUGAUUUACUUGAGGUGGGACUCUUUGCAGAUGAUUGUUCUGUCUACAGCCGUCAUGAACAAGCUCUGCAACCACACCUUUCAACAUGGGGGUUUUCUGUGUCUAUGGAAGGGACUUCCCCAUCUACACUCUGCCCAUGUGUCUGUCAGAAAUUUUGAUUAAACGUGAUGUGCGAUCGCCUCUGCAGGUUUGCUCUAGAGACCUAAACAAACUUUGGGGCUUCCCUGCAGUUAUCAACUUGAAGCGACCUGCUAUGAGUCAGUUUGUGCAAUGUUAAUUUAAUAUCCUGGCUGUUAUUGGGGCCCUGGCUUGAUUUUUAGCUUGAUUAAGAAAAAAAAAAAGAUUUCUAUUUUAUACUUGUUUGAGGACGAACCCCAAUAAAUUCUGAUCAAAAGAUG